GGCCUAUAAAUUGUUAGGACCGGCCUGCGUGAUUUGGUCUUAACUUCAAUUCUCGUCGACCCUCCUAUCCAACGACGCCACUAUGGUUGGUGGCUCCACGGCUACUGGAGACGUAACCGAUCGCGAUCUCUCGGUGUCAGUUCAACUCCCCGCUUCUUCACUGGACUGUGGACUCGUUCCUGUGUGCCGUGAUGAUGUGCCAAAAGGAGACAAACUGGUCUUAAGGGGGUUAAAAUUUCACGGCUUCCAUGGAGUGAAGGCUGAAGAAAGAACUCUGGGCCAGAAGUUUGUAGUGGAUAUGGAUGCCUGGAUGGACCUUAGACCAGCAGGAAAGUCUGACCGGUUAUCAGAUACACUCAGCUAUACUGAUAUUUACCGCAUAGUAAAAGAGGUGGUGGAGGGAUCAGCACAUAAUCUGCUUGAAAGUGUGGCGGAACACAUCUCAUCGGCAACACUGAGCAGAUACCCACAGGUAAGUGCAGUGCGUGUUCAGGUAGGAAAGCCGCAUGUUGCAGUCCAAGGAUCGCUUGACUACUUGGGUGUUGAGAUCAUUAGAUAUAGAGGAAUUGACACAUAAUAGAUCAUCGAUGCUUUGUUACCAUGUUUUUCUUUCUUCCACUUUCUCAAACCUUAACUGAUUGUUGCAACUUGCAACUUGUGUAUUGUAUUCCUUAACUGCACGUAAGAGUUCAUCUGUGAUUGUACACAUGGAUGCUUAGAAAAACUCUUUUCCUUUUCUGCUAUACUCUAUUAACUAGCUUUCAAGCCCGUGCGAUGCACGGACAGUAUGUAAUUUAGCUAAUUUUAAAUGCGUUUUUUUAAAAAUUGGUUGUGGAAUCAAUUAAUAAAUG
Molecule: messenger RNA, 851 nt
Organism: Cuscuta epithymum
Lineage: Eukaryota; Viridiplantae; Streptophyta; Magnoliopsida; Solanales; Convolvulaceae
Source: the annotation of a GenBank genome assembly